Molecule: messenger RNA, 698 nt
Organism: Scaptodrosophila lebanonensis
Lineage: Eukaryota; Metazoa; Arthropoda; Insecta; Diptera; Drosophilidae
Exons: 2
Coding region: 1-534 (177 amino acids)
Cellular component (GO): extracellular region
Molecular function (GO): chitin binding
Source: RefSeq, a predicted model, not a curated record
AUGAAAUUCCGCAAUAGUUUACUCCUGGCACUAUUGUCUUUGGCCUGCUGGUCCGUGGAGGGCCAGAUCGCGUGUGGACAGUGUACGCCGUCUGGCCACAGCUGUGUAAGCCGUACCCAAUAUGUUUCCUGCAAUGAUGGAAUCAUUGAUCCAAAUGCGGAAGUCAUGAGCUGUGCCGAUGACGAGCUGUGCGUUGCCACAAGCCUUUUGAAUGUGAUUUGUGUUCCGAAGUGUGUGUUGGAUUAUGUGAGGUAUGAUGCAACGUGUGCUAAUGAGGAACAACCCACUUCCACAUCACCGCGACCAAGCGAGGAGGAGAGACAGCAGGCAUGCAUCGAUCAGUUGGCAGGCGCCGAGCCCACCUCUUAUUUCUUUGCUUUGAAUCCUUUGGAUCCUCAGUGCCGUACCUAUAUUUACUGCGAGAAAGACAUACGUGAUAAUUGGAAAGCUCUAUACCUACCGUGUCCGGCCAAUAAGUUCUUCAACUUGGCAACCCAAGUGUGUCAGGAAACCGUACCAGCGGGGUGCGAGUAGGAGAAGAUCAGAAUCAAAGAUCAGAUCAAAUUUUAACAAAUCAAUUAUGUUUCUUUUGUUAGAUGCCGAAAGUUCAAUAUUUAAUAUAAUUUUAUUGAUGUUUUCUACAUUUCUGUUGUUAAAAAAUAAAGAAACAAUUAAAUUACCUUUAAAUAUUGGCAAAA